CUCAUCAGCAUCUUCUCCUACAAUCACCAACACUCUUCUACACACUCAUCCACCAACUCUUUGUUGUAUAUCAACCACUUCCACAUUCAAAAUGCAGUUCUUCGCCGUCGCCGCUCUCUUCGUCGCCAGCGCCUUGGCCGCCCCUGCUGGCGAUGAAGGUUGCCCAGGUGGUAUCCUUCACAACGUCCCGCUGUGCUGCGCUACCAAUGUGCUCGGUGUCGCUACCCUCGACUGUGGCACUCCUACUGUGCCCGUCCUCACUCCUGCCCAGUUCCAGAGCCACUGUGCUGGCAAGGGCAAGCAGCCUGUCUGCUGCAGCAUCCCCGCUGCUGGCCUGGGACUCCUUUGCGAGAAGCCCGUCGGAACCCAGUAGAGCGCUAGCUGUACUUUGGAUGGUGAACCCCGUCCAAGGCAUCACGGGGUUCACAAACACAGGUAUUUUGGGGCUCGCAAAUGGGAGUAUUUGGAUGGAUAUAGGCAAUGGAUCAUGGUGGGGGAAUUAAUGGUAGAUUUGCGAGCAGGACAUAAUUGUAUGUAGAGUCACUCAUUUAAAACAAAUCGAAUAUCACUGGGGGAGCUUUGUUCCCUUAUUUGUGAGUUUUUCCUGAAUGUCCAAAUGAUUCAACAGCGGUGAUGGACCUCAAACAUGAUCAAAUGCUAUAAGAAAGGUUUGAGGAGCCAUGAUCGUAUGGAAACUUACACAUAUCACGCCGUUUUCACUAUCUAUAGACAAAUAUAUACCUAUGCCAUGUCC
Messenger RNA from Trichoderma virens Gv29-8, 754 nucleotides. RefSeq names its product hydrophobin. The transcript is spliced from 3 exons. The coding region runs from base 92 to 373 and encodes 93 amino acids. Gene Ontology annotation, cellular component: extracellular region. The record is from RefSeq and is a predicted model, not a curated record. NCBI's taxonomy places the organism in Eukaryota, Fungi, Ascomycota, Sordariomycetes, Hypocreales, Hypocreaceae.